GUGUUUUCCUUUUCCCUGACAGUUCAGGGACAUGGGCUAUUUGCCUCAGGCAAUGGCGAAUUAUCUAGCUCUUUUGGGAUGGGGUGAUGGUACAGAAAAUGAGUUUUUCACUCUUGAACAACUUGUUGAAAAGUUCACAAUUGAACGUGUAAACAAAAGUGGUGCCAUUUUUGAUUCGACCAAGUUAAGGUGGAUGAAUGGUCAGCAUUUGAGAUCUAUACCAUCUGAAGAGCUGAACCGAAUUAUUGGUGAAAGGUGGAAGGAUGCAGGCAUCACUACAGAAUCACAAGGAAUCUUUAUACAG
This is a messenger RNA of Nicotiana tabacum (common tobacco), 304 nucleotides long. Lineage: Eukaryota; Viridiplantae; Streptophyta; Magnoliopsida; Solanales; Solanaceae. The record is from RefSeq and is a predicted model, not a curated record.